Molecule: messenger RNA, 1531 nt
Organism: Electrophorus electricus (electric eel)
Lineage: Eukaryota; Metazoa; Chordata; Actinopteri; Gymnotiformes; Gymnotidae
Gene: mtg2
Product: mitochondrial ribosome-associated GTPase 2
Cellular component (GO): mitochondrion
Molecular function (GO): GTPase activity; GTP binding; magnesium ion binding
Source: RefSeq, a predicted model, not a curated record
CGUCAUCGCGACGUCAUCAGCCGCCCCGCCCACUCGGGAGUCCUGGCGUCGCCGUUUCCGGAUCUAGCGACGUUAGCGGCGACGGCGAGCCGAAGUCCUGCGCUUGCCUGACGGGAACACGGCGUGGUCGUUCUCGCUGCGCGGGGCCGACGAGUAGUGCGACCUCAGCCGGUGCGAGCCGCUCAAACCGCGCGGCCAUGGCGACGCGGCUGGCGCUGCGGCUGCGGCGGAACCUCUCGCUCAGCUGCCAGGCGUGCGCCAGAGCGCGCGGACGCCCGCAGAAGCACGAGCUCUCGGAGAAGCAGCUGACUCGGUACUUCGUAGACCAUCGGCGCGUGAAGCUGGAGGCGGGCUCCGGCGGCAAGGGGGCGUGCACCUUUCACAGCGAACCCCGGAAAGAGUGGGGCGGCCCGGACGGGGGCAACGGUGGAAACGGAGGCGACAUCGUCAUUGAAGUGAACAGGCAGGUGAAGUCCCUGUCGCUGGUGUCGGCGGUGUACAGGGGGCAGGAUGGAGAGGCUGGAGGCAGUAAGAACUGCUACGGACGCAACGGCAGCUCCUCCUACAUCUCCGUUCCCGUGGGAACCAUUGUGAAGGAGCAGGGCAGGGUCGUGGCAGACCUGGCAUGUCACGGGCAGCAGUUCGUCGCUGUGCACGGGGGGGCGGGCGGCAAGGGGAACCACUUCUUCUUGUCCAAUGAGAACCGCGCGCCAAUGACGGCCACGCCCGGAGAGAGGGGCGAGGCCAGAGUGCUCCACCUGGAGCUCCGUACCAUGGCCCAUGCAGGACUGGUGGGCUUUCCAAAUGCAGGCAAGUCUUCGUUACUCAGGGCUGUCUCCAAUGCCAGGCCUGCCGUAGCUGCAUAUCCCUUCACUACACUCAACCCACACGUGGGCAUCGUCAGGUACAGAGACCACGAGCAGCUGGCAGUGGCAGACAUUCCUGGCCUGAUCCGGGGCGCCCACCUCAACCGUGGCCUGGGCAUCUCCUUCCUGUGUCACAUCGAGCGUUGCCAUGUCCUGCUUUUUGUGCUGGACAUGACGUCCUCGGAGCCCUGGGAACAGCUGCGAGACCUGCGCUACGAGCUGGACCAGUACGAGCCAGGCCUGUCCGCCAGGCCGCACGCCAUCGUGGCCAACAAGAUGGACGUGGCGGGCACCCUGGACAAGCUGGACACCCUCAGGGGUCGUGUGACCCAGCGGGUCAUCCCUGUGUCUGCGCUGACGGGGCAAAACACGGAAGAGCUCAUUCUGUACCUGCGGGAACUGUACGACGGUCAACAGCAGUGCAAGGAAAAGCCUGCCACAUGGUAGAGGUGCCACAAGAUGUCCAUGUCGCUGGUUAAGAGGAUUUUAUCCUGAACGCUCCUUUAAAACAUCCAACAGAACGUGCUUUGGUAGCUGUUAGACCAGAAGCUAGAAAAGGGCUGACUCAGGAUAUCAAGACAGAAGAGCUGCAUCUCCCAUCGACACGGGAAAUCUGUAGAAAAAUCUGUAUACCGUGUAUUUAUUAAAAUUCUGUCUUUUAUGUA